UCAGAGGACAUAAUUUGGUACAUGUUGAAGUUCGGGGGAAAAAAAUCUUAAUUAGCCAAAAAAAAAAUAAUAUAAUAGUACAAAAAGAUAAAUCAAGUUUUCAAAACUAAGUAAAAGAAAUCGUAAUACAAAAACAUAUUAAGGAGUUGAUAUUAUUUUACUUAUUGAAAUUAGGUCAAUAUUUUGUUAUUUUUCAGUUAAUUUCUAAUUAUUUUUUUGUUGUUUACAGUUGUUAUCAUAUUUUUUUUGUUAAGUUGUUGUAAGAUUGUUUUUUAUUUUACUGGAACACUAUAUUUUUAUAAUUUUAAAAUUUUAACACAUUAUUUUUAUAAACUUAAAACAUUAAAAAUAUUAAAAUCUACGUGUCUCAAUAUUUUUAUAAAAUUUCUAUAUCUUCCAUAACGAAGCUACAAUAAAAUCUCGUCAAUAUGGAGAAAAGAAUCAUUUGUUUUGUUUUUUUUUUUUUUUACUUUCUUUCUAAACAAACAGAACACAAAUUUCCCUUUUCAUAUUAGUCUUCUUUUUUUCUCGUGGUUAAGCUCAACUAAGCUUCUUUGGCAAGCCAUGGCCGCUUAAUUCACAAAAUGUACGUGGCUGAUGCUUUACAAAAGUUCAGUCUCAAGAAGGCUUCAAUACAAAAAGCCCUGGAUAUUGAUAAUCUGGCUGAUGGUGGGCCGCUUUCCUUCAAGGAGUAUGGUAAGCACAAGAUUUAUCUUGCUGGCCAAGACCAAUUCGAUGUCCCAAAUAGCGAAGAGCUUACUCAGAUGAAGGAAGAAAAUGCUAGGUUGCAUAAACAGCUUGAGGAACAAAAGAAAUCCAUUGGCGAUGUUGAAGGAGGUAACCCCUUCCAUUCUCUAGAAAUCAAAAGUUUGCAGUCAAAUUUGACACUGGAACAAAUACGUGCAAAGGAAGCCAAACUAAGAAUGGAGGUCAAAGAAAUGGAGGACAAACUGAAAUUACGUGGUGGAAUUACAUGCGAAGGCAGAAGAUCUGUUGAAAAAUUGUACACUGACAAAAUAAGUCAAUGGAGAAAGCGUAGAAGGAUGUUUAAAGAUUUGUGGGGUGCUAUUAUUGAGAACUUACCAAAGAAUCUCAAGGAAUUCAAGGUGUUAUUUUCAGUCCAUUCAAGGGUCUCUGGUUUGACUUUUGAGAAUGUGUUUUGCAAUGAAGAAUUUGGUAAUAAUAAAUAGAGAGGUGGUAAAAUUUGUUGGAAGAACUUGAAUAUGAUGAAGUGUUAGAAUUUGAGGAUAAUAUGGAUGGGUUCCAUCUCAAAACCAAUUGCCACUCAUUCACUUUAUAUAUGACAAUUUAUUUCCACAAACGCGGAACUAACUUUAAUGUGAAAACGUUGACGUGAGUUUACAGUCAUUCGGUGAGCUUCUACAAUGUGGUUAGAAGAGGCAGCGAGGCCAGUCGAUUUUUGUUUUGUCUUAUCUUAGCUAAUUACACAAAAUACAUAUGGUUCUUUUCUUGCUUUUUUCACUAGUGAAAAAUGCAGAUUCUGCGUUCUAUUAACUUGUAUAUUGGAGUUUCAGAAUCCAAUAUGGUUUAACCAUUUAUGUAUGUUAGAGGCUAAACUGCUACAUGACUCAUGAAAAUAGCUUACCAUUUAUGUAUAUUUAAGGUUAAACCUUUACAGUAAGGUUAAAUUGUAUAUAGUAUGUACAACAGUUUAUCCAAUUCAAAGUUUCGUAAACGAUUAAUUGAGGUAUAGCAGUUUCAUGAAUCAUGAAGCAACUACUUGUUUUCAGUAUUCUAAAGAAAAAAUAGCUAUUUUUAGUUUAGAUAUGCCUUGCGUAUGGUUAUAUUGGUUUAGUUUGUGGAAGAGAAUUUGAGAAAUGGUAACACUUAAAGCUAUUUCCAGUACAUGUGAAUUUAAUUGGUAAUAUUAGUCCUGGGUCACAGAGAAUGUACACAACUUAGAAACCUUCCAAUUUGAAACACUUCCAACUUCAUUAUAAAAGCUCAAAGCACAAAGAUAACGCUUUCAAAAGGCAAUAUACAUCGAACAGCUCAAUAAGUGAAAGUAAAAGAAGAAACAAAACAAAACAAAACAAAACUAUGAAGGGAAUAUACUUAUGUUAUCACCACACUAGCAAAAUUCAUAUGCAUAUGAAGACUGUAUCAGGAAAAGCCUCAAUACCCUCGCACUCGUCUAGUUCUCACCGAUAAUGGCCCUCUCUCUAAGUUUAAGCGCAUUGUACUCCCAGUCUCGGAGCUCUCAGCUUCAUGUUCCAUGGAGUUCUGUUGAGCUGAGUCGACCACCAGACCUGCUUGAAAUCUUGAAGGAAUUUGCAAUUUAGAUGGAACCUUACUAUUGUUUCCAGAUAUUGUCUCAUUGUCAUCCUCAUCAAAAACAACAUCCUUCUCUGAAAGAUUGCCUCGGGUU
Molecule: messenger RNA, 2389 nt
Organism: Cannabis sativa
Lineage: Eukaryota; Viridiplantae; Streptophyta; Magnoliopsida; Rosales; Cannabaceae
Product: homologous-pairing protein 2 homolog
Biological process (GO): meiotic joint molecule formation; homologous chromosome pairing at meiosis; meiotic strand invasion involved in reciprocal meiotic recombination
Cellular component (GO): condensed nuclear chromosome; DNA recombinase auxiliary factor complex
Molecular function (GO): recombinase activator activity; double-stranded DNA binding
Source: RefSeq, a predicted model, not a curated record